CUAGAGCAUGGGUGGCCAUUGUCGUCCAACAGGAGGGGCCACUGUUGCCAACAAAGCGUAACAGUCUUUCUUCUCAAUAUUUAUCUGUAUCUAAUAUUUAUUGUCAAUACUGACUACGGAGACAGCUCCCUGUGCUUCAACAAUGCAAUAUUGGGGGUCUUUCAAAUCAUACAAAUAUAUAUUUGCAUGACAGCUUCAUUGACAUUUUUAUGACUUUCUCCUUCUUUCUUUGUACUGAUCUCAAGAGCCACUCAUAAAUCUCUCAGUAACUGCAUAGUGUCCCAGGGCCAGAGACCGGUCACUCCUGGCAUUGUGUAGAGUCAUUUAAUAUCCACGGUGGUGACUAAUGUCUGGCAACAAAGGCUCCAUUGGGUGUCAUGUGUCCUGGGACCCUGAGCGUGGGCACUCUAGGAGCACCUCAUUAUUGCUUGUUAGUACUGUGGUCAAGAGAAAAGUUGAGAAAGUGGUCAGGAGGGUGGAUCCACACGAACCCCACUGGGACAUGAGAGACCUCAUUCCUGAUCACUGUCAGUGCAACCUCAAAUCUUAAAAUCAGUUUAAAACAAAGGUAUCUACCUUUAUCUUAUGUUCAUAUCCUAGGCUUUUAAUAAUAUGUAUUUUUCACAUGUUUACAGAAAGCAAUCAACUGAGCUAUUCGUGGAAAGGUUUGUGGGUUUGGUUAAAGAAGUGGAGGAGUAUUACAUUUCAGCUGGAAACACAUCCCUAGAAUGCCAAAACAUUUAUUCCAAAGUCUGGUUUCCUGGUGCAAUCGGAGGCAUGGCAAUGCCUGUGUUCAGAGACUGGGAGCUAGGGCCAGUAAGGCAUUUGAUCCACAUGGAUCCCAGAAGGCUUUUAUUGUUAAAUUAUAUUCUUUCGGAAAAACCACCCAUGUCCUAUUUUGUAAACUUGAUAUCCAUACACUUUUGACUGGCAAUCUAUUUUAGCCGUAAGACUAUGAUUCACAGCAAGCCUGUUUUUCCUCUUGCUUGGGGUGGCAGCGGAAAGCAUAGGGCACUUUCCAGCCUCCAAGGGUAAGGGGCAAAGGUGCUGGGGUUUCUCCUCCCCAGGAAAGCUUUCUCUGGCUGUGCCACGCUGCUCCCUGUGAGCAGACAGCAAAUCUCCCCUCACUCCCCACUGCCAUUCAUCCAGCUCCGUGCAGUAGCCCAGCUGCGUGUCUGCCGGGAGGGGCUGCCAAGUGCCCUGCCUACUGGCUGCUUCCCGAAUCCCUGCCAUUCCACGCACAAACACAUCCACACACGCUCUCUGUCUAGUUCACACACUGAGCCACUCACACAUGCGAGCACAUUCCUUCCUUCCUUCUCACUGUCUCGGCCCUUGACUUCUACAAGCCCAUGGAACAUUUCUGGAAAGACGUUCUUGAUCCAGCAGGGUGGCCCGCCGGCUUCUGAGCCUUCAGCGCCGCGGGGACCGGAUCUGCGCCCUGCCGGCGGCCUCGGACCAUGACCAUGACCCUUCACACCAAAGCGUCCGGGAUGGCCCUUCUGCACCAGAUCCAGGGGAACGAGCUGGAGCCCCUGAACCGUCCGCAGCUCAAGAUCCCCCUGGAGCGGCCCCUGGGCGAGGUGUACGUGGACAGCAGCAAGCCCGCCGUGUACAACUACCCCGAGGGCGCCGCCUACGAGUUCAACGCCGCGGCCGCCGCCAACGCGCAGGUCUACGGCCAGUCGGGCCUCCCUUACGGCCCCGGGUCCGAGGCGGCAGCGUUCAGCUCCAACGGCCUGGGGGGGUUCCCCACGCUCAACAGCGUGUCUCCGAGCCAGCUGAUGCUGCUGCACCCGCCGCCGCAGCUGUCGCCCUUCCUGCAGCCCCAUGGCCAGCAGGUGCCCUACUACUUGGAGAACGAGCCCAGCGGCUACACGGUGCGCGAGGCCGGCCCGCCGGCGUUCUACAGGCCAAAUUCAGAUAAUCGUCGCCAGGGUGGCAGAGAGAGAUUGGCCAGUACCAAUGACAAGGGAAGUAUGGCUAUGGAAUCUGCCAAGGAGACUCGCUACUGUGCAGUGUGCAAUGACUAUGCUUCAGGCUACCAUUAUGGAGUCUGGUCCUGUGAGGGCUGCAAGGCCUUCUUCAAGAGAAGUAUUCAAGGACAUAACGACUACAUGUGUCCAGCUACCAACCAGUGCACCAUUGAUAAAAACCGGAGGAAGAGCUGCCAGGCCUGCCGGCUCCGAAAAUGCUACGAAGUGGGAAUGAUGAAAGGUGGGAUACGAAAAGACCGAAGAGGAGGGAGAAUGUUGAAACACAAGCGCCAGAGAGAUGAUGGGGAGGGCAGGAAUGAAGUGGGGUCCACUGGAGACAUGAGAGCUGCCAACCUUUGGCCAAGCCCGCUCAUGAUCAAACACUCUAAGAAGAACAGCCCAGCCUUGUCCCUGACGGCCGACCAGAUGGUCAGUGCCUUGUUGGAUGCUGAGCCCCCCAUAAUCUAUUCCGAGUACGAUCCUACCAGACCCUUCAGUGAGGCUUCGAUGAUGGGCUUACUGACCAACCUGGCAGACAGGGAGCUGGUUCACAUGAUCAACUGGGCAAAGAGGGUACCAGGCUUUGUGGAUUUGACCCUCCAUGAUCAGGUCCACCUUCUAGAAUGUGCCUGGCUAGAGAUCCUGAUGAUUGGUCUCGUCUGGCGCUCCAUGGAGCACCCAGGGAAACUCCUGUUUGCUCCUAACUUGCUCUUGGACAGGAACCAGGGAAAAUGUGUAGAGGGCAUGGUGGAGAUCUUUGACAUGUUGCUGGCUACAUCAUCUCGGUUCCGCAUGAUGAAUCUGCAGGGAGAGGAGUUUGUGUGCCUCAAAUCUAUUAUUUUGCUUAAUUCUGGAGUGUACACAUUUCUGUCCAGCACCCUGAAGUCUCUGGAAGAGAAGGACCAUAUCCACCGAGUCCUGGACAAGAUCACAGACACUCUGAUCCACCUGAUGGCCAAGGCAGGCCUGACCCUGCAGCAGCAGCACCGGCGGCUGGCCCAGCUCCUCCUCAUCCUCUCCCACAUCAGGCACAUGAGUAACAAAGGCAUGGAGCAUCUGUACAGCAUGAAGUGCAAGAACGUGGUGCCUCUCUAUGACCUGCUGCUGGAGAUGCUGGACGCCCACCGCCUACAUGCACCCACUAACCGCACAGGGGCGCCCAUGGAGGAGACGGACCAAAGCCACUUGGCCACCGCCAGCUCUACUUCAUCGCAUUCCUUGCAAAAGUAUUAUAUCACAGGGGAGACAGAGGGUUUCCCCACCACAAUCUGAGAGCUCACCGGUUCCCCGCAAGGUUCAGAGAACCCCUGCAGCAUUUUACCCUCAUCAUGCACCACUUUAGCCAAAUUCUGUCUCCUGCAUACACUCCAGCAUGCAUCCACCACCAACAGCUUUCUAGAUGAGUGGCCAUUCAUUUGCUUGCUCCGGUCUUAGUGGCACAUCUUUUGUCUUCUGUUGGGAACAGCCAAAGGGAUUCCAGGGCUAAAUCUUCAUAAUAGCUCUCUUUCCCCCUUUGCUAUGUUACUAAGCGUGAAGAUUCCUGUAGCUCUUCACAGCUGAACUCAGUGUAUGGGUUGGGGCUCAGAUGACUCUGCAUUUAAGCUACUUGUAGAGACCCAGGCCUGGAGAGCAGUCAUUUUGCCUCUGAAAAGCACUUUUUAAAUGGCUGUAAGAAUAAGCCACAGCAAAGAAUUUAAAGUGGCUCCUUUAAUUGGCGACUUGGAGAAAGCUAGGUCAAGAGUUUAUUUUAGCAUCCUCGUUUAUUCCUAUGGCAAUGCAUCAUUUUAUGAAAGUGGUACACCUUAAAGCUUUUAUAUAGCCGUAGCAGAGUAUCUGGUGAUUUUCAAUUCACUUCCCCUAUGGGAAUACAAGAGGCACACAGGGAAGGCAGAUACUUUAGUAGACAAGACUAUUUUAACUUGAUGCACUGCAGCUUCAGAUGUGCUGAGAGCUCUGCCACUGGCUUUCCAGUCGUGGAUUCAUUAACUCGUGCCUCCCAUGGACCUAUGGAAAGCAGCAAGUUGAUCUUAGUUAAGUCUCCCUAUAUGAGGGAUAAGUUCUUGAUUUUUUGUUUUUACUUUUGUGUUAUAAAAGGAAGCCCUCCUCCCCUAAACUUGCAGUAAAAUCAGCUUCAGGACCUGUUCUGGUGGGCGCUGUACUUGGAUCUUCCCGGCAUGUGUGUGCCUUACACAGGGGUGGACUUUUCACUGUGGUGACGCAUGAUGAGGGUAAAAGGUAGUUUAAAGGAGCAGGGGCCCCGGUGAUGCAUUUAGCCCUGGGGCAUGGAGUCAGACAGUAUGUGUGCAGGAUCGCUGUGGCUGCUAGAGAACAAGAGGGAAAGCAGGGCAGAAACUGGAUACAGUUCUGAGGCACAGCCGGACUUGCUCAGGGUGGCCCUGCCGCAGGCUGCAGCUACCUAGUAACAUUCCUUGCAGACCCUGCAUUGCCUUUUGGGGCUGCCCUGGGAUCUCUGGGGUAGUCCAGCUCUUCAUUUCCCAGCGUGGCCCUGAUUGGAAGAAGUAGCUGUCACAGCUGCCAUAGACAGCUGUGUUCCUACAAUUGGCCCAGCACCCAGGGGCAGGUGAGGAUGGUGGGGACUGUUGCUGUCACUACUCAGGCUGACUGGGUCCUGGUCAGAUUACAUCUGCCCUUGGUUGUUCAGAGCUAAUCCAAAAUCAGGGUUUGGUUUUGAGAAGAAAAUACCCCCUGUCUCCCCUCCCCAUUGCUUCCUCCCCUGCUAGCUCAUUUCCUUCAAUUUCCUUUGACCUAUAGGCUAAAAAAGAAAGGCUCAUUCCAGCCACAGGGCAGCCUUCCCUGGGCCUUUGCUUCUCUAGCACAAUUAUGGGUUCCUUCCUUUUUCUUAACAAAAAAGAAUGUUUGAUUUUCUCCGGGGUGACUGUAUUGUCUAUAAUUCAAACCCUCUGAAGAGGUGAUAUAUUUGUUAGCCAAUGACCCAGGUGAGCUGCUAGGGCUUCUCUUGGUAUGUCUUGUUUGGAAAAGUUGAUUCUAUUAGUUUCUGAUUGUCCAGUUAAGUGAUCACCAAAGGACUGAGAAUCUGGGAAGGCA
Cebus imitator (Panamanian white-faced capuchin) is the source of this 5042-nucleotide messenger RNA. It is a transcript of the gene ESR1, whose product is annotated as estrogen receptor 1. Bases 1461 to 3248 code for a protein of 595 amino acids. Lineage: Eukaryota; Metazoa; Chordata; Mammalia; Primates; Cebidae. The transcript is spliced from 9 exons. Gene Ontology annotation, cellular component: nucleus. Gene Ontology annotation, biological process: steroid hormone receptor signaling pathway; regulation of DNA-templated transcription. The record is from RefSeq and is a predicted model, not a curated record. Gene Ontology annotation, molecular function: steroid binding; nuclear estrogen receptor activity; sequence-specific DNA binding.